Molecule: messenger RNA, 1745 nt
Organism: Aedes aegypti (yellow fever mosquito)
Lineage: Eukaryota; Metazoa; Arthropoda; Insecta; Diptera; Culicidae
Product: mpv17-like protein
Exons: 8
Coding region: 890-1489 (199 amino acids)
Cellular component (GO): cytoplasm; membrane
Source: RefSeq, a predicted model, not a curated record
ACUACUAACGACCAACUAACCGAAUUCAAAAACCGACUAGAUAUCUAUUGAGUGCACCCAAUUGCGCUUUUCGGUUUCGCGCGGCAACGAAUCGAUCGCGUGCACUUCGUGGUGUGAGGUGCGAAAAUUAUUACCGUCGUCCCUUUUUGGUUGUGAAAUUUGUGUGUGCGGGUGUGAAUUACGGUUUUCUUCACGGGUCGAUUGGGCGGUUUGGAUUGAUUCCGGAAGUCGGAACACCGUGACCGGAAGCGUGCGUCCUCGUCCUUGUGUCGUGUGGUGUCGUGUCGUGCUACCCAAAGUGUAAUCCGUUAGUGCUGUCAUUGUGUUUUAGGCGUGUAUUGAAACGGGAUUCACGUUGAGUUCAUGAGCGGUAUAGUGCUACAAGCGGCAGAAGAUUAAGGAAGAUUAGUGCUCUGCCGGAUGACGUCAAAGCUUUGAUGUAUUGUCACGGUGCAUGUUGUUGGUAGGCGAAGCAAGUGGCGAGCGAGUGAUUCGGGUGGAAGUAGCAGUGUUCGUAUACGCAAGUGCUCAAACGACGUUGGACGCUGUCGAAUGAUUGUUUGACGGGAGCGAACCGAAGCCGAUUUGGACAAAGGGAAACGACCUUGAACGGCGACAGCUGUAGGAGCGACCUUCAACGAGUUCAACGAGUAAGACACAAGUGAUUUCGACGAAUCAUUUCUUCAAAUUGUCGAGAAUACACUCGACAACAGCCUAUUGCCUCAAAAAUUUGAGAACUGACCGUAGCCGAUAUAUCCGAGGCCCUGUCAAUACACCCACCGGAUAUACCGAAGUGCUUGCAAAGAGAGAGCUGUCAGUUGGGGGACGAUUUGGAAGAUAAAUUUGUGAUUUCGACUUCCUUUUGGUGUAAUAUCUACCUGAAGCGACCAUGUGGUGGCGAUUCAUUGUCGAGUUUACCAAUGAAUACAAAAUUCUACGUGGAAUGAUAUCCUAUUCGGCUCUCUGGCCGUUGGGUUGCAUCCUUCAGCAGACCUUCGAAGGCAAACGCUGGAAGGACUACGACUGGCAACGAUGUUUGAGAUAUAGCCUCUACGGCACGUUCGUGUCCGCCCCGAUGCUGUACUCAUGGAUGCGCGUCGCCAACAUCAUGUGGCCCCGAAGGGACUUCCGCUCUUCGAUGACCAAAGCGUUCACCGAGCAGGUUGCUUACGACCCCUUUGCCAUCGUGUUCUUCUUCUACGGAAUGAGCAUUCUGGAGCGCAAACGCCAAGCUCAGGCCGCCGAGGAGGUCAUGGAUAAGUUCUGGGACACCUACAAGGUCGGGUUCUUCUACUGGCCCAUGGUGCAGACGAUCAACUUUUCGCUGGUACCGGCGAAGAAUCAAAUCAUUGCGGCCGGUUUCUUCAGUCUGAUUUGGACCACGUUUCUGGCGUAUGUCAAAACUCAUGGCGGUAAGAAGGAGCGCAUAGGGCCGCCAUCGACUCCGACCGAACGCAGAAGAUGGCUCAGGGUGGCGUCCCACGAGUAAGGAAUGAGGCACUGCUACGUUCUAUGAAUAACUGUGGUAGUAUUGAUGUAGUCUUUUAUUUUAUUAUUAAUUGAUCUGUGACAUUAAGAUUUAUAGCUAUUCUAGCUUUUUUAUUUCAAUUGUAAAUAUUUCUUUAUAAACAACAAAUUGAUAGUUAAAUUAGAAACAUUUGCAGGGUUGCUAAUUAUACAAUAAAAGGUUGUGAUCCUUAUCGAAAAUGUUCUGAUGUGUGGGGAAGAAUGCCUCAUACCAUCUA